Molecule: messenger RNA, 573 nt
Organism: Brassicogethes aeneus
Lineage: Eukaryota; Metazoa; Arthropoda; Insecta; Coleoptera; Nitidulidae
Source: the annotation of a GenBank genome assembly
AUGCCUGGAAGCUUUCUAAGUGUUGCUGGGGAUUUGGGUAGUGUGUCAAAAACCACUGCAUGUAAAACCAUACGAAGAGUCAGUCUUGCAUUGGUUAAUUUAAGAGACCGUUAUACUUAUAUGCCUCAAAAUAAUAAGGAAACAUUAGAGCUGAAGAGCUGUAUAACGAAUUCCAGAUCAGGACCAGGAAUGUGGUUAAAAGCUAUGAUGUAUGGAAACGGAGUUUUAGCUAUUAGGAUAAGGUUAAAACUUGACACAGCACAGGCCAUCGUUGUAGCUAGUAAUAUGUCGAAGACCUUGACAAAAGAACAAAAAGUUGAAAAAAGAAGGCGGCAAAAAAGGCUAUUCAUGCAAAAGGGUAGAGCAAAUAUAUACAAUGAUCCAGAAAAACAUGAUGACUUAAAUAGAAAUCGAAGAGCCCAAUACAAGGAAAAAAAAGACAGUGGAGAAAUCAAAAAACAUAAACGAUUUAAGUACAAGAGCCCGAAGAGUAGUACCGGGAUAAAAAUAAACUGCAAAAACAAGCUAAGAAUUUCAUUGAUGCUACUACGCCACCAAAAAGUCCUACUGUAA